Molecule: messenger RNA, 735 nt
Organism: Penicilliopsis zonata CBS 506.65
Lineage: Eukaryota; Fungi; Ascomycota; Eurotiomycetes; Eurotiales; Aspergillaceae
Exons: 3
Coding region: 1-735 (244 amino acids)
Source: RefSeq, a predicted model, not a curated record
AUGGAAUAUCAUAAACUCUUCUCUGAGAAAUUAAUCAAGAAUUUACGCAAGAAUCUAUAUGAUAACAGUCAAGAAAUUGAUGCAGGAUUUAAUAUAAGAAUAUAUCCUAAUGAGCUAUUAUCAUCUAAACUUACUUACUAUUUAAAUUACCCAAAAGUCAUUUCUCUAAGUCUCUACCGACUCGUCGUCAACGAGACGGCCAACUGCACGCUGGAGCUGUACAGCUGGGCCAUCCCGGCCGACUUCAACACCACCGAUCCGCAGUAUCAGAUCGGACUGUUCAACGCGUCGGUGCUGCGGGGGGCAGAUGGAAUCGCCUUGUUCGGAUGGCAGGCGUGGAGUCCUUAUUUCUACGUACGAGAUGCGACAACAACUGCUGCCACUGCCACUGCCACUGCCACUGCUACGACUGCAUCGACGGCUUUAUUGACCGGUACAGGAGAGACAGCAACUUCCACCUCCCCCUCUACCUCCGCUCCUACCUUCACUUCUGCUUCUCUCUCUACGUCUGCAAUGUCCAAUACGACCAAGAUCGGAAUCGGCGUGGGUGUCGGCGUGGGUGCUGCUGCCAUCGUUAUCGGGCUCGUCUGGUUCUUGUUACGGAGGCGAAGAACAGCCCUGAAAGAUGGGCUUGUUCCGCCUACGGAACCGUCUGAGCCACCACCUCCACCGUCUGAAUUACCGGCAUACAUGCCUCCCAUGAAGGGGGGAGGGGAGAUAUAUGAAGUUCAGUAG